AUGGCGUCCCAGCAUAAGCCUGUGCUCCUGUACGACUACUCAUUAUGCUACUGUCCCCGUCACUUCAAGACUUUGGACUCAAGCCGCCAAAUCCGCUUCAAGACCGAUGCAUCUCGACAGCUAUGUGGCGUUGGAGGGACAUCAGUAGAGACCAGGAUGAAGGUUCUUGAACAGUCCACCAUGAAGACCAUCGUGUUCUGCCUUCUGGCCGCCUCGGCUCUCGCCGCCCCUUCUCAGAAACUAACGUUUCGCCGAGGUCUCAACAGGAUCUUCGGUGGGCAGGAAGCCACACCAGGACAGUUUCCUUAUCAGCUCAGCUUCCAGGACACCACCUAUGGCGAGAACUUCUAUAUAUGUGGCGCUUCCAUUUACAAUCAGAACUGGGCAAUAACUGCCGGACACUGUGUUCAGGGAACUGACAUGGACAAACCUGACUACCUUCAGGUUGUGGCAGGUGACCACGAUAUGGACAACGAUGAUGGCACCGAGCAGAAAAUUAUCCUCUCCAAGAUUAUUCGUCACGAAGAUUAUGGUAUAUAUGAAAUGAGUAAUGACAUUUCCCUCCUCCGACUGUCCAAACCUCUGAUCUUCAACGACUAUGUUGCACCGAUCAGCCUGCAGACUGCUAAGGGAUACCUCGGUGAUUGUGUCGUGUCAGGCUGGGGCACCAAGGAGGGAGGACAGACUCCCUCAAGGCUGCAGUACGUCGAGAUCCCCACCAUGACUGAUACACAGUGUGGGGACUCAUACGGUCAAGACAAUAUCGGAGCAACUGAUAUCUGCGCUGGAUUUCCGGAAGGAGGAAAGGGCGCCUGUUUGGACGACGCUGGUGGACCUUUGGUGUGCGGCGGCCUUCUGACUGGCAUCAUGUCAUUUAGUUGGGGCUGCGGCCUUCCCGAUGCUCCCGGGGUUUACACUGAGGUGGCGUAUUAUAAGGAGUGGGUAGAAGCUCACGUUCAGUAGGUAGUAUGUAAGAUUCGCUUUUCAAAUAUUAAUAAACCGAAAAUUUCUUGAUCAACAAAGUUUUCCUGGACUGAAAAUAUGUACAGAGAUGCAUCCUUUGUUCUUUAUAUCACGUUGCUCGUAAGUUUGUAUCCUUGGUCUUAAUAUGGAAUAGGAACAUGGUAAUUUCCAAUUUCAAAAUAAAGAUCUUUUUCUUUAUAAAAAUUUACUUGACUGAUCGAUUUAUCUGUAAUGCAAAACGAUUAAACAAUACAUGGAAGAAAAAAAAGAAGUCAAAUUAUAAAAGUGGUGCUGCGGUUUAUAAAAAAAAGGAAAAAAUACAAACAGUACCAAAUUUUGUUUUUUCUUUCUUCUUUUAGUUUCAGUAAUCUAAGCACUUACAAAAAAGAGAAAGGAUGGUAUGUGCUAAACAAUACUCGCCGUAGCCACCUCUCCAGUCGGGAGAGAUACUCCCUACCAUAUGGUACUGAAAAAUAAAAACGAUAUUAAAAAGUGACAUAUAAUCCGGAUAUAGUCUAUGAAUAGUCCUUGGGCUGUUUAACAAGGAGUGGUUGAAGUGUUAUUAACGUGCUCUGUAGAUAAUGUAUAUUUUACUGUAUACUGGUGUUGGCGCUGUAUGUCAUAAUGC
Scylla paramamosain (green mud crab) is the source of this 1591-nucleotide messenger RNA. RefSeq names its product trypsin-1-like. Bases 1 to 963 code for a protein of 320 amino acids. The transcript has 5 exons. Gene Ontology annotation, biological process: proteolysis. Gene Ontology annotation, molecular function: serine-type endopeptidase activity. The record is from RefSeq and is a predicted model, not a curated record. NCBI's taxonomy places the organism in Eukaryota, Metazoa, Arthropoda, Malacostraca, Decapoda, Portunidae.